AGUACUGGCCAUGUUAUUUCGGCAAAAUGUGGAGGAUGGUGUGGUCAUUGUGGACCUGAAGGUGAUCUCCAGUUAACGCAAGAUGAGUGUCUAAGACAGGAAGAUCCUUGCAAAGCAACUCGUUGUCCUUAUUAUUCAAUCUGUUUACCACAUCCUGGCUCUGAGCUGGGAUACAAGUGUGUUUGUCCAAGCGCUUGUUCUCAAGCGAUUUCGCAAGUUUGCGGGAGUGAUGGUCGAACCUAUGAUAAUGAAUGCUUGAUGCAACAAACAGCUUGCUCUAGUAAAACUAUGAUCACACUGGUUAAGCUCGGAACUUGUGUCAGUGGUCAUUCUGUUGACAUGGUUUAUUUGACGGAUUUCAGUGGAGAACAAAGACAAGCAAUGCUGACAAAAACAUACACUUUCUUUCAAAACUUAUUGAACUUUUUUGACUUUUCCUCGUCCCGAAGUCGACUGGGGGUUGUGAAGUACAGCUCCAGCCAUUCCUGGGUAAGAAUGUUUACCAAUGGUCAAGAUCUCGCAAGCUUACGAUCUUUUAUUCAAAAUACACCAAACAAUCCAUAUCGCAAGCCGUUGGAAACAAUCUUAUCAGAGUUACACGGAAAUUUUACGACAAUGCUAAGCAACGGGUAUCCACGCUCAGCCAUACCAAAAGUAUUGAUCGUUGCCAGCGAUGGACGAUCAAUCGUGGAUCGCCAACAGUUUGAACAAGCAGCAAAAGCCUUAAAAGAUCUUGGGGUGAUGAUUGUGAUAUUUGGUGUUGGGGGUAGAAGUUAUUUUGAUAAGAUGAGUCCGGCUGCUUCAAGUGAUAGGUACAGAUUCUGGGCAAGGUACGAAAUACAAGUCCCAUUGGAGACAGCAAAUGUUGCAAACGCUAUUAUCUUAGGUUUACAGAGCUGUCAAUGGAUGAGAUGUCAGUAUCACAGUUAUUGUAUUCAACAUCGUAUUGGGCGAGCCGAGUGUGUUUGUCCACUGGCAGGUGACCACGUCGAUCCUGUGUGUGGAAGCAAUGGUAAAACAUACAUCAAUAAUGAAGUUCUUAUUCAAGACUCGUGUCGUAGAAAGACGUUUAUUACGUCACAACGAGGAGCUUGUGUUGUAGGCGCUUGCAGAAGUUUCACUUGCAACCACUAUUCAUUCUGUGAACUAAACAGCGUACGUGUUCCGAAAUGCGUGUGCCCGACCUCGUGCAGUUCACGACUAGAGCUUGUCUGCGGCAGUAAUGGACAAGUUUAUGAGAAUGAAUGCGCGUUACGAAGAUGGUCAUGUCAGAAUCAGCUUUACGUCACCGUCGCUUAUACAGGACCUUGUAAAUCGGGUCCAAUCGACGUUGUUUUUGCUAUUGACGGCUCCAGUAAAACAGAUCCAAGUCGUUUCGUACAAAUGAAGAACUUCCUAAGAAGCAUCGUCUCUUAUUUGCCUUUAUCAAGAUCGGAAGUCAAUGUCGGCGUCGUGGAAUACAGCGAUAAACAGUACGAAGAGAUUAAACUAAAUGAAUACUACAACAUGGAGUCUCUACGCGAGGCAAUACGAUUAAUAAAACCUAGCGAAGGUGCCACCUCAAGAAUAGGAGAAGUCAUCAAAUUCGUGCGAGAACAGAUUUUCCUUCGAGAUGAAUCAAGUCGUAGCGGUGUUAGGAAAGUUUUAGUCAUUUUGACAGACGGUAAUGAGUAUACUGAAGACAACCCACAAUCUGAAGCAGAUUUGAUAAUGAAAUCUGGCGUGAGAGUACUUGGUGUAGCUGUUGGUAACCAACCAAAUUUAAAGAGUUUCAGUAGAGUUAUUAGUCCAACUGAAAAUCUCUAUGCAGUCAAUCAAGCUGGUAGUUUGGGUCGGCUCGUUCCCUCUGUUGCAAGAGAUAUUUUGAGAAUUACCAAAGCUGCGUCGGGUUCUCUUCUGGAUAUUGCGUUUAUUGUUGAUGGUUCCGGUGACAGCAGUCCUCAAUUUGAAGACAUCAAAUACCUCGUGAAAACAUUUGUGUCUACACUGGACGUCGGCAGUGACAAAGAUCAUGUUGGUAUUGUUGAAUACGGAAAUACAGCAAGAAUAGUUCUACCUUUUGAUUGGCUGAAUAAUGUCCAGUCAAUCAAUCAGUUUAUUGACGGUAUCCGAUAUAGCGGUGGCUCGCCGAGACUCGACCGAGCUCUUGCAAAGACCAGAGAAUUAUUCAAGAUUGAGAGAGGGUAUCGUCCUGGAGUAAGUAAGGUUGCAGUGUUGGUGGCGAAUAGCCAGUUUGAUGGCCAAGACACUGCUUUACAGCAGGCAGUGCAGGAACUAAGAAGAGAUGGUAUAAGGUUGUAUGUUAUUGGUUCCAACAAGCCAGAUGAGAAUCGCUUACAAACACAG
Dendronephthya gigantea is the source of this 2346-nucleotide messenger RNA. Its product is annotated as collagen alpha-6(VI) chain-like. The transcript has 7 exons. The record is from RefSeq and is a predicted model, not a curated record. Lineage: Eukaryota; Metazoa; Cnidaria; Anthozoa; Malacalcyonacea; Nephtheidae. The annotation marks the transcript as partial. Gene Ontology annotation, molecular function: protein binding.